Messenger RNA from Silurus meridionalis, 4587 nucleotides. RefSeq names its product leucine, glutamate and lysine rich 1 (gene lekr1). The record is from RefSeq and is a predicted model, not a curated record. The transcript is spliced from 12 exons. Lineage: Eukaryota; Metazoa; Chordata; Actinopteri; Siluriformes; Siluridae. The coding region runs from base 124 to 2052 and encodes 642 amino acids.
GUCUCCAUGGUGAACGACGCUCUACUCGGCAGUGGCUCUGUCUGAUUGAAAACGGAAUAUCAAACAUUUUCUUCCUCUUUUUUUUUGUGUUUUGUUUACUUGUAUUGAUUUUUUGUCAACACUAUGGAAGACGAUCCCACUAGCAGAUCCCUGAACGAAGAAAUGAGGAUCUGCACUCCUUCUCACCCCCUGCCACUGGAGAUCCAGCAGAUGGAGCAGGACGAGACGACCUGCCAUUACUGCGGCGUGAGCUACCUGAUCAUGCACGAGUUCCAGCGGUUGAAGAAGCGCCUCAGGGAGGUGGAGAGACAGCUGGAGAGGGAACGAGGGAGUGUAGAGAGAGAGAGAGAGUGCAGAGUAGAGCUGCAGCGUACACAGGCUCAGCUGGAGGAGCUCCGAGAAACCAAUCAGGUUCACCUCAACAGACUGAAGGAUUUGACGCUGCAGGUGUCCCAGGCAUCCGGAGAGCAGGUGGACUCAAGGGUGGCGCUGGAGAGUGAGUGUGAGCGCAGUCUACAGCUCAGGUCGGUGUGUGAGCGACAGCGUGUUCUCCUGCGCGAUGCGGGACCUGUGCUGAGACUUGCUGCUGCAGAACUGCGUGGUGUGAAGCAGGAGCUCUCUCUUCUCUCAGACGACUGGAACAUUAACACGACACUGAUACUGCAGCACUGCUCUACUGCGUGGACUGAUCAUGUCGUUCUGCAGCAGGAAGUGAGCAGGGCCAAGGAGGAAGCUGCAAAACUACAACAGGACGUAAAGAAGCUUCAAGAUCGUCUGCAUACAAGCCAGCUGGAGACCCAGAUGCUGGAGAACCGCAUCCAGAAUCAGAAGGUUCUCCAAAACCAGAACCAGCAAGCAUUAAAACAGGAAGUGAAGAGCCUGCAGGAAGAGCUGCAGAAAAGUCACAGAGAGAAGGAGUGUGUGGAGAAAAUGCUGGAAAACACAAAGAAAGAGGAAGAGGAAAGUCGCCUACGGCUGCAGCAGCAGUGUGAUGAGCAGAGUGCCACCAUCCUGAGUCUGUCCCGAGACCUGGGGGGAAAGAAGGCGAGCUGGUUGUCAUGCCGACAGCGAUGCGAGUCCCUACAGCAGCAGUUGUUGACGUGGAAACAGAAGGAGGCGGAGACGAGGCAGGAACUGGAAGGAGCUUUGAGGGAGGGUCAGAGGAUAAAAGACGAAAGGGAGGCGCUGAAACGCACUCAGAGCGAAGAGAUGCAGCAGAUGGAGGACGCGUUCAGGGCAAAACUGCAGCUUGCUGACGAACAGAAGUCAAAGCUUGCCGCCUUGGUGCAGUCCGCCACUCAGGAGCUGCAGGAGGAGGUGUCCGCUCUGGAAGCUCUCCUGCGAGAGCAUGAAGAGGAUCUGAGGACCAUGCGAGAGAAGGCCUCAGGGCGAGAGGAGCAACUCCUGCGAGAGCGUGAGGAGGAUCUGAGGGCCGUGCGAGAGGAGGCCUCAGGGCGAGAGGAGCAACUCCUGCGAGAGCAUGAGGAGGAUCUGAGGACCAUGCGAGAGGAGGCUUUAGGGCGAGAGGAGCAACUCCUGCAAGAGCAUAAGAAGGAUCUGAGGGCCGUGCGAGAGGAGGCUUCAGGGCGAGAGGAGCAAUUCCAGCAAGAGCGUCAAGCUGAGGUUGGCCAGCUGCAGCACCAACUGCAGGAACUUCAGCAGGAAGUGGAGGAGCUACAGCGAGCACACAGAGAUGUUCAACAGCUCAGAAAAGAGAACUGCGAUCUACAUGUCGAGGUGCGUCUGCUGCAGGAGACAGUGCGACGCGAGUGUGAGGAGCGAGCCGAGCUGACGGCCGCCCUGUCCCUGACGAGAGAGCAGCUGCUGGGUGUCAGACAGACGGCGCCGAACUCCUCCGUCCCCCGCAGCCCUGCGUCUUCCUCCCUGCCCAGUCUGAGCGUGGGACACAGCCGGGACUCCAACCCUGGGGGCAAUAACACGGCAUCAUGGCACGGAAACCCCCGCCAACCGCUACCCCCUCUGCCCCGACUCACCACCCAGAGACCCGUCCCCCCGUCCCCCCAGACACAGCGGAGGAAGGACAAAUGCUGAGGGGAUCUUACAGGUGUGUUUGGGAAGCUUGAUGGUAUACGUAAUAUCUCCCUAUUAAUUUUGGAGCUACACUACUUGGUCAGCUCAAAAGUACCGGGACACCCCCUGGUGGCUGAAUGAGCAGCAAUCCCCACAAAAUGUAGUGGAACAUCUUCUCAGAAGAACAGAGGUUAUUAUAAGAGCAAACGGAGACUUAAUGUGGAAUGGGAUGUUCGCAAAGAAGCACAUACCAAUCUUAUGGUCAGGUGUCCACAAACUUUUGGCCAAAUUGUAUUGAUUUCACACAUCUUCACUUUAUGUAUAUAUAUAUAUAUAUAUAUACAGUACACAGUAUAUAUAUUGGUGGUGUAGUUAUUGUGUAGCAAUGGAAUUUCAUUUGUGGUUUGAGCUCCAAAAAAAUAUAUAUUUUUAAUGAAUUGUAUAAUGAUUUUUUUUAUUGUAAAUAAAAUAUGUGUGAGAAAUAAAUGGCAUAACUGUAACUUCAAAUUUCUAGAACGAGUUUGCGGUAAUCUCAGAUAUUAACAGCUAACGAUGAGGUUUCCGUGUUUUUGCUCCAUAAAAAAGGAAGUGUAAGUAAAACAAAGUUUCGCUUCUCACACAUGGUUUUGCAGCAGAAACAGAAUCAGUAUCGAGGAAUUCAAAUGGCUGGAUUUAAAAUGCAAGGCAGAAAUACCACAGCAGAAACCAGUGCCCUAGAACAUGGGAAAACAUGUGGAAAGUGUGGAAACAUCGUCUUUUUUGGUGUUUAAGAUAAAUGUGUAUUUUCCGCUUGUUUCUAUACAAUAGACUCGGACAUCAAACUGUCACCUCAGGCAAAAAAACUUAGCUUUUGGAUGAAGUCCAUGUAGCUCUGUCCUGUCCUUUAUAGGUUUUUAAGAAAAGGCUCUGUCCUGUCUUUAAGAAAAUGACUGGCUUGAUUGAUUACCAGUGUUACUGUGGAGAUUUUAUUAUGAUUUUUAAUGUAUUUAUUCUGCCUCCAAAUGCUACAUUCGUUUAUUUUUAAUUUUUUUUAAACGAUCGCUUAUUAAAAGAGCAUUAUUACUACAAUAAUGAAAAAAAUUCAUGUUCAUUGUUAUUGAAAUCAAACAUUGUGGUGGGUGAAUCUAGCAAAUAAUAAGGCUACGUCAAUAACUAGAGGUCAACCGAUAGUGGAUUUAACCGAUACCGAUAUCUGUUUUAUCGCAUUCGCUGAUAACCGAUAAAUCAACCGAUUAAAACGGAUACCGGAUAACAAAACACUCCAUUUUAAAUAGUACUGAACUUCAUCGCAAACAACAGAACUGAAUCAUGAAAAUGUGCUAAAGGAAAUACAUAUGAAUAUAUUCAUAAAUAAAAUGUAUUAUUUAAUGAAUACAUUAUAAAUAAAAAUAUAUAAUAUAGCGCUCUCCGUGCAGCGCGAAGUCUCACAUGUAAAUGCAAACAGGACGUGGUGUCAGUGAUUCACCUCUAGAGGCCGCUCUCGUAAUGACAGCGGACUGGGAAAACUAUUGGUAUGGAUUUUUCUAGGUCGGUGCCUCGACCUCUAUUAAUAACUAGGCACAUUUUAUUUUGAAAGCCAACCUUUAUUAUUAAAAACAGAUUUGAGUAAAAUAUAUAUUUAAAAUUACAUUUACAUAGUUAAGAGGGCCGUUUCAAAUGUGUAGUUUGGGGACCACAGUAAUAUAAAGAACUCAUUAUCUACGUAUAGGUUAAUUGGUGGAAGGAAUCCAGAACCAACAUGGCUACCAUUUCAUACUUUACCAUACACCAUGCAGUUCCGUCUGGACUGCAGAUCAUCAGAACCGAUUUAGAGAGCGAAGAUGUCUGGAGUGAUAUCUAUCAUGGAACGACCUGCCCAGUCACCACACCUGAAUCCUACUGAACUGCUCUGGGAUGAACAAGAAAGAAAUCUCCAACUAGUGAAGAACAUCUCUGGCAAGUUUUCAAUGAGGCAACUGUCCGGGUUGCUGAGAGUGUGUGAAGUUGUUCUUCAUGCUGAGGGAGUAUAUAUUUAAAUGGAUAUAAGGUAUAAACCUUUAAAGAUUUGCUUGGAAGGAUAAUCUUUUUUAGUGUAACAUGACCGAGUUUGUUACAUAGGAACAAAAGGAACAUCCACGUGUGUCUGAAAAAACAUAAACAAUAGUAGUUUUCACACUUUCGACACGCACUGUGAUGUACCCCUGUGGAACAGGAAGUCAUGGUUGAACUAUUUCCUGUUCCGAGUCAACCAGGUGUACCAAUAAAUGUAUUAUAUCAAUAAAAACAGACUUCAAAUUAGUUUAUAGUUUACUCAUAUGACUUCAUUGGGGUGGCAAUACUUAUAGCACACAUAGGGUUAACAUUUUCUUAUGACAUUUUUUACAUUUACAUUGUUUGAUGUUUAUUAAGGCAGUAUUUUUGUUUAUAUUGUUUUAAAGAAAGAGACAAAACUUUAAACAAUAAAGAACAUUUUUACAGCUUUCAUUGCUCCUAUUUUAACAGGGGUGCCAAUAUUUAAGUCCACAGCAGUACUUAUACUGAUGCUGGGUACAGACUCUUUCUCAGACAGCUGACGGC